This is a messenger RNA of Myxocyprinus asiaticus (Chinese sucker), 3567 nucleotides long. RefSeq names its product afadin. Gene Ontology annotation, molecular function: cell adhesion molecule binding. The record is from RefSeq and is a predicted model, not a curated record. Lineage: Eukaryota; Metazoa; Chordata; Actinopteri; Cypriniformes; Catostomidae. The coding region runs from base 1 to 3567 and encodes 1188 amino acids. Gene Ontology annotation, biological process: signal transduction; regulation of protein localization. The transcript is spliced from 23 exons. Gene Ontology annotation, cellular component: adherens junction.
AUGAAGCAAAAGCGAAGGAAUGGUCUUGAUUCUGGAGAUGAUGCUGAGACGGGUCCAGAGGAACGCAAGAGACUUCAGGAGAGCAUUCGUCAAUGGAAUUUAAACCGACUCAGUCUGUUUGAGAUCACCGAACCUGAUGAGCACUCUAUUUUUCAUGGAGUUAUUCGUUUCUACUUUCAAGACCAUGUUUCAGGGAACUGUGCCACCAAAUGCAUUUGUAUCUCAAGCACUUCUACCACAGAAGAGGUCAUUGAAACCCUGCUGGAGAAAUUUCAACUUGAUGAAGCCUCGCAUCCAUUUCCAUAUUGCUUGUAUGAGGUCUUUGGAAAUGAAGAGGGAAGACAACUGCAUCUUUCAGAAAAGCCCUUGGUAGUUCAACUCAACUGGGCCAAAGACAACACAGAUGGGCGAUUUGUCUUGAGGAAUGGCAGUUCUUUAACUUUGCAGAAUGGCUGUUUGGAAACUAUGGAAAAAGUUGGCUUAAUUGAGAAUUUCAAAAGGACAUUAUCAAGGAAGGAGAAGACAAAAAAGAAACAGAAGAAAAAAGAACUUUCUAAAAGUCACACACUGGAGAAAGAUGAGUAUGAGGAUUCUUUCUUGCUUGCUGUGGUAAAUGACAUCAACAGCUCCACAAUCCACUUCAAGCUCUCACCUGCAUAUGUGUUUUAUCUGGUUGGCCGAUUUAUAACCAGCCAGUCAGAGCAGAGGAAUAAAAUCCACCAACAGACUGAACAGAACAUCUGCAGGGUAUUUGACAAAAUUGUGCGCUUGAUACAGGAUGUCAUUCAGAAACAGAGGAACAUCGCAGUGGCUCUUGCCUUCUGGAUGGCCAACACAUCUGAGCUCCUCAACUUCAUCAGGCAGGAUCAGGAUCUGUCUCCCAUCACACUCCAGGCUCAAAACACUCUCGCUCAUCUUGUGCAACAGGCUUUCAGGUACUUGUCAAAUCGACUUCGGGUUGAUCUUGAAAACGACUUACCUGGAUUCUUUACUGAUGUAGAGGAGACAGCUCAGGCAAAAGAAAUAGAGGGCGUAUUGAACGCUCUCAUAAAGACCAUGAAUUUGCUCCGGAGAUGUCGGGUCAACCCUGCUCUCAGCAUCCAGCUGUUUUCUCAACAAUUACACUUUAUGGGCGCCUGGCUCCUGAACAGGCUCACUGGGGCCGGGCCAGGAUCUACGCUGUGCUCACACUACUGGGGCAAAACUCUACGGCAGCGUCUGAGGCACGUAGAAGCCUGGGCAGAGAGACAGGGACUGGAGCUGGCAGUUGACUGUCAUCUCAGCCGCGUCAUCCAGGCAACAAUGGUUCUGACCAUGUCCCCUUAUUCUACACGAGACGCUCAGACAAUUCAGUCCACAUGCUACAAGUUGAACUCUUUGCAGUUAUGGGCAUUGAUGAGCAAAUAUCACUACGCCCCAAAUCAACCCCACUUUCCACCAGGUUUGAUGGAGCACGUGGUGGCCUUGGCGAAGGCCACGACAGACGUCCUGAGGGGAGAGGGUGGAGACAUCCGACUGGAAGAGGAACUAGAUCUUCACCUGCCAUUCCUGUUGCCUGAGGACGGUUAUUCAUGUGAUUCCAUGCGUGGCAUUCCGCAAGGAUUUCAGGAGUUUUUAGAGCCCAUCUGUCGUAAAGGUCUUUGUAAAUUAAUUCCUCAUACUGACUGUGUUGGCACUUGGACCAUCUUCUUUGGCACGUCAGAAUGUCCUACAGAGAGGUCAGCUUCAUGGAAACUUGAGCCGGUGAAAAUAAUUCUAAAGAAACCUCUGCAUGCUGGAAUGGGAGUGAGCAUUGUGGCAGCCAAGGGCGCUGGGCAGGAGAAGCUUGGCAUUUUUAUAAAAUCUAUCGUCCAUGGAGGAGCAGCAAAUGUGGAUGGAAGACUGAAUCCAUGCGAUCAGUUACUCAGUGUGGAUGGACAGAGUCUUGUGGGGGUGUCACAGGAAAGGGCUGCAGAGAUAAUGAUGCAAACUAGAUCAGUUGUAACACUGGAAGUUGUUAAGUCAGCAGCUGUGUAUUAUGGUCUUGAUGAAAUGUUCACCCAGCCAUGCCAAACAACAUCUAAAGAUCAUGAUAACAGUGAACAGGUCACACAGACGUCCAGUGUUUCUGAUGUCUGUGACAGCACAGAACCUUCAUUGUCUGAUCCAUCAAGACCAUCAAAGACAUGGAGAAAUCAGCACACAGUCAACAGACCAAACAAGAAACAAAACCAGAAACUGAUCAAAAAGAAACUGGAAUACUGUUCAAACCCCAACCUGGCAUCUAACCAGGAAAUGGCCGUCGAUUCAGGUGUCCCUGAAAGGAUGACAGUAUCUUUUUCGACUUACAAUCUUAUAGAAUAUGGGGAACCCAGAAGUACUUCUUCAGAUGUUGGUACUCUGGAAACGUAUCACAGACAAUAUCAAACCCUGCCAGCAUCUAAACCACAGAGCAAUAAUGCACCAAGCUCUGACCAGUCUCAACAUAAAGCUACAUUCUCCAGGAAUCAGCAAAAGAUGAACUUUAUGAAACAGGCACGUUCUCAAGACAAUCUUUGGAGUGUAGAUCAAGGACGCCUCUUAUUGGACAGACCAAAGUACUUGAAGAUACAGCACGACCUGAGCAAAUGGAAAAGCCUUGGAACCAUACGUCCAAUGAAUCCCAACUACUCCAGCUCACCAAUGGGACACUGGGACGGACUUUGGAGGGUCCCCACAGCCGCCCAGUCUGUGCCUCUCUCGCAGCCGAAACGAGUGGACGUCCCCUACUCACCAGAAGCCAACACUCUUUCAUUUAGUACAUUCUGCCAGCCGGUCAGUCCAGCCCCUGUUGUGGCAACCCAACCCGUCUCUUCAACACACAGUCAGAAUGAAAACCAGAACAAAUCCUCACUGGAGGUGUUGAAGCCACUGAUUCAACCAAAACCAUCUCAAAGACUUCAACAGCAAAAGGUACUGGAGAAAACAAUAGUCAUCCUGCAACCAACUCAAAACACAUCCCAGAAUAACCCAAAAAACAGAAGCCCAUCUCAACACCUAAGUGCUAACCCUGACCAGAACGGGCAUAAAAGGGUUGACAAGACUAGUACACUUCCCACUGGAGAUCCGUGGAAUUGGGAUGCUCAAAAGAAGCUGGAAAACCAGCAAAUGACAGGCCAGCUCCAACAAGAAGUUCAGCUGUUACAGGCCAAAGUGCAGCGCACCCUGGAGGAGAGUGACCGGCUGCGGAGGCUUUCUCUAGAACUACAGUUCCAGAAGAGACUAGAAGAGUUUCAGAUGGAUGAGAAUGAGGAAGAUGAGAGGACAGAAUGGAUGUGGUUUAAGACAGGAAGUGAUAAAGAGUCUAACAAUAGAAAUACUGGACUGCUGUGCAAGAAUGAAUCACCAGCAGUCCAGCAAUCGGAAGAUGGAGUUACUCAGGAAUCUACAGGAUGUGACAACAACGUCACACCUGAGAAGUUCUCUUCUGGCGAAAUGGAUCACAAAAGCUUCAAGACUCUGAGAUCUCCAGAGAAUCUGAGUUUUAAGGAGCGCCAGCAACUGUUUUCCUUGGCAAAAUUCACUUCAAGCAAAGCCAAAGUGUCCUGA